This is a messenger RNA of Puccinia triticina, 2556 nucleotides long. RefSeq lists its product as uncharacterized. Gene Ontology annotation, biological process: autophagy of peroxisome; endocytosis; phosphatidylinositol-3-phosphate biosynthetic process. Lineage: Eukaryota; Fungi; Basidiomycota; Pucciniomycetes; Pucciniales; Pucciniaceae. The coding region runs from base 1 to 2556 and encodes 851 amino acids. Gene Ontology annotation, cellular component: cytoplasm; phagophore assembly site; membrane. The transcript has 15 exons. Gene Ontology annotation, molecular function: 1-phosphatidylinositol-3-kinase activity. The record is from RefSeq and is a predicted model, not a curated record.
AUGAGUCAUCCUGCAGACCCAGCGACCGCCACCACCCCCCUCCCCCCUCCAGGCACCACCCCAAAGUACGUCGGCCGAGAAGAGACUGUGGUAUCUGUUGGGCCCUACGUCACUGCCGAUUCACAGGUGGUCGAAAUGAGUCUUGCGGCACAUCACAGCGCUUCUCGGCUACUCGUCCUGAUCCAAAGUGUUCUAACCUCUUUAUUAAUCUCGAUAAUUCAUUACACCACUGCCAAAUAUUUUGAGCCUGUUCUAGACUCAAUUACCACCAAGGUUGCACGGGCUGAGAACCAACUAUUGACUUUGCCUUUUUACACUCCUCACAAGAACUGCUCAGCCUCUCUCACGUUUAUGGGCGACCCCAAUCACUCUACCGAUAAAGUAUUGAGACCUGCCACACUCCGCUCAACUAGCAUUCACGAUACUGGAUGUCAACCUUCCAGACGGCCUUACCCGCAAUUCUCAUACUCCGUCAAUCAACAAUUCACCCACGUCAAUUGGCCAAACCACCACGGACAAUUUACCACUAUCAAGUUCCACCGUCGUGGGAGGCACAACGCUUGCCCUAUUUGGGAAAAAGCGGACGUUGAGGAAAGGAAAGCAACGUUGUUUCGUCCAUCAGAUGGCAAUGUUUCUUCGACAACACCUAGCAAAUCUGUAAUACCUUCCGAGAGUGAUCCUAAUUCAUUGAAUUCGGAGGUUCCUGACUCGUCAAAAAACAAGAACGCUGUGAUCUCCCUCGACUUGAAUGGCUUCAUCAACUGGCAUUCCGGCAGAUCGAAAAAAUACAUGCUAAACGGCAAAAAGUUGGGACAUGUACUUCGCAGCCCGCCGCCGGCAACACUUCUGCGCUUUACUCUCCUCAUCACCUGGCAGAUAUCUUCACGGUGGGUGAUCCGGAUAUGGUACAUGACAAUCCAAUCGAAAGCAAGCACACUGGACUCCACAGAAGUCACCGAAAUGGUCCAAAUUGAGACCCAAGAAAAGUGUGCGGGAUGUUCUGAACAAUAUCUUGAGUUACCCGCCUACCAGGCACUGACACGUGAUGAGAGGGACCUUGUAUGGCGUUUCCGGUUCUAUUUGUCUCACAACAAGCGAGCUCUGACAAAAUUCCUCAAGUCGGUUGUGUGGUUGGAAAAGGGGGAGGACAGUCAAGCGAUUGGUAACCUCUUACCGAUCUGGUCUGUAAUCAGUCUGGACGAUGCGCUAGAGCUCCUAGGGCCAUCAGAAGAUUACCGGGAGCCACGAGUGAAGCAGUUCGCGGUUCAACAACUCGCCCGGGCCGAGGAUGAUGAGCUGGUGCUCCAUCUCUUACAACCAGUUCAAGCGUUGAAGUUCGACCGGUCACCUUCAGUCAGCACAGCUCAUAACAAAACCAGCCCAUCGAGUACAGUCACCUCUCCAAUAGCCCAAUCCCAACGUUUUUCUGCUGGUCCCUCUCAGCGAGUCAGUGUUGGUAGUAGCAGCACCGUGCUGGGAAGGGAGAAUAGGUCCUCCUUUGCACCAAGCCCGCUGAGUCUCAAAGACUUCUUGAUCAAAAAAAGCUGUGCAAACCCAACUGUUUUGGGCUAUCAGUUCUACUGGUACCUUACCGUAGAAGCCAGCGCCGAGGGAGAUAAAUCCACGCAAGUCAUGUACGGGAGAGUCUUGCAAAAAUUCUAUGACAAAAUGCGUGAGUUGGCCAAUGAGAUCCGGACAUCAAAAGACGGGAGGCCGAAGAAGAUUGAAAAAGUAAAACACGUGUUGAAGGAUCCGGCAAAGCUAGCGCAACUGUUUUCUGCCGAGAGCACAAACGGGACGGAGUAUCCGGUGAUCUUCAAAGACGGCGGUGAUCUCAGACAAGACCAACUACUCAUCAGCUUGAUGGACCGUCUCCUUAGGAAAGAGAACCUUGAUCUUCGCCUGACCCCCUAUAAAGUCUUAGCCACCGGUCAGACCGUUGGCCUUGUCCAGUUCAUCACCUCUAAAACCCUCGGCGAGGUUGCCGCUGUCUAUCCUGGUGGCAUCUUGGAAUACCUCAGGACUGCGAAUCCCGAUCCAAGUGGUAGUCUUGGUCAUUAUGGUGUUUUACCCAGUGUUUUAGAAAACUUUGUGAGGAAUUGUGCGGGAUACUGUGUGGUAACGUAUAUUUUAGGAGUGGGGGACCGACAUCUAGACAAUCUGAUGAUUUCGCCUAGCAGGAAUUUCCUCCAUGUGGAUUUUGGGUACAUCCUCAGCCGGGGCCCGAAGCCAUUUCCACCGUUGAUCAAAAUGUGCGAGAUGGUAGACGGAAUGGCCGGCAACAAGUCUUCACACUAUAGACGCUUCAAACGGCUCUGCUACACCGCCUUUAUCCAUCUCUGUAAGAGCUCCGGCUUGAUCAUCAAUCUCGUCGGCCUCAUGAUCAAGGCCAACAUCCCCGAUAUUAAGCUUGAGCCCAAUAAAACAGUCAUGAAGGUUCAAGAAAAAUUUAGAUUGGACUUGUCUGAAGAAGAAGCAAUCAAACAUUUCAAAGACAAGCUCAAUGAUACUUCUUAUUUCACCGUUGUCUUCAACAAGUUGGAAUCCAUGCCGUAG